Molecule: messenger RNA, 629 nt
Organism: Sphaeroforma arctica JP610
Lineage: Eukaryota; Ichthyosporea; Ichthyophonida
Exons: 3
Coding region: 62-526 (154 amino acids)
Source: RefSeq, a predicted model, not a curated record
AGGUAUAAAUACCAACCAGAAACCGACCCCUUUCCGUGAAAGCAUAUCAAUUCCGGAUCAAAUGAAUACGAGCAUGGCCAGUAUUCCAGAAAACACGAGCGCACACACGCCGAAUCCUCGGCCGAAGAGACCGUUAAACCAUGGCUCUGGUCUGUCUAUGAGCACAAGUCUUGGCAACCGCAGCAGUUCAGAUCGAUUAGACAGUGACAUACCCUCGUCACGCUCAGUGUUCUCACUGUUCCACCCCUCCAGCCCCACCACCGCUCGAUCCUUAGCACCCAGCAUGACCUCUGGGCCGUGGCAAGGCGUACACAGAGCCAGUGUCAAGGCCGGGCACGAGAUUAUACAGGUAGUACGUGUUAGUAUACUACCCCUCUUUUUCGAGAGUGAGACCUUCACGGAUUUCAAACACGACUUAGAAGCCAAGAACGCCGAAGUGCGAGCGUUGAGCGAGGCCGGUUUAUUAGGCGAAAGCAUGCACACGUCCAGACAUGCAUCGCUCAGUGAUUCGCCUAUACAGCUAUGAAUAUUAAAUUAAAGCGAACUUAGAAUACGUACGGGGGCAGUUUAGAAUGUCUGCAAUUGAGUAUUAAAUUAAACCAAACUUAGAAUACGAACGGGUCCAGAUG